This is a messenger RNA of Cantharellus anzutake, 787 nucleotides long. RefSeq lists its product as uncharacterized. The transcript is spliced from 3 exons. NCBI's taxonomy places the organism in Eukaryota, Fungi, Basidiomycota, Agaricomycetes, Cantharellales, Hydnaceae. The record is from RefSeq and is a predicted model, not a curated record. The coding region runs from base 22 to 489 and encodes 155 amino acids.
CUCGAUUGUAGCCCAGUCUACAUGGAGUCAGGUCGGUUAAUCGGUGACGACAGAAUCGGACGGAUGUUAGCGGCCACCCGAAGUGCUGGGAAUCCACCCGCGACAGCCUGGUCAACAAAUACUUUGAGAAAUGCCAUAUUCUCUAGUUUCGACCGUACCCUGUGCGUGAUCGGUAGUGAGUUGUUGACAACAACAACCAGAAGGAAACUCGCGCUUUCUCGUGGGGAGCGCGAACAAGGUCCAGAAAUUGAGGCUGAGACCAGUAACAGAACGAGUGGCCUCCAAUGGUUUUUGUUCGUUGUUGGGAAACAUACGCCUCCCAUGACCCGCCAGUGCCUUCGGCGUAAACAAUUCAAGCUCCUUCGAGCAAACAAGAACCACGCGUUUUGGAGGUGGAAUCGCUCGGCCGAGCAGUAUGGCUUGCCUACGGGGGGGAAUGGUUCGCCGGAGAGGAUCUUGUCUGAGACAAACGCGAUCCACCCUCAAUAACGACAGAGCGCCAUCAAUGUCGCAGUACUGCGACGACAGUCUAUUUUUAACGUGUUGGGCCACAACGUUCUCACGAGGCGGGGAGAAAUGGUGAUGCGCGCUGAUUUUCACGACAUUGAGAACACCAUCGGACAUGCAAAGACCACCCGGUGGGUGAAAGGGUGGAAGUGGCGCAAAGCUGGCAAUGAGACCCAAUUCCUAACAAGGCAUACCUCUGCUCCGUGAGAUCUGGGUGGACCGGCGGCAUGUUGGGUGCAUGCUCCUCUCGCGAGGCCUUCCAUACUCCGCAGCACUUGGC